UCGUUCAGUCUGGCAGGCCUUGAGUAGAAGUUGGCCUUGUCUCAACUCACGGUUAUUUACCGGUAUAUCGUAUUAAACGACAGUCAUGGCGGAGAAUGUAUCUAGUGAAACCGAAAAUGAAGCUUUAUUAACUAAAGUUAAAGAAGAACCGCUGUCUGAGGACGAUGACGAAGUAAUAUGCGAACCAGUUGCCAAAAGUCCAAAGCGUUCUAAUAAAUCAAGUGAUAGUAUUUCAAUUAAAUCUGAACCAAAGGAUGAUGCGGCAAAAUCGGAUAACAAAAUUAAAGUAACUGUCAAAACCACGAAAGAAAAACAUAUAAUUGAGAUAGAUAAAGACGCUACGAUGAAAGAGCUUAAAGAAGAAACGUCCAAAGUGUACAAAACACCUGUUGAUCAAUUAUGCCUAAUUUUUUCUGGAAAAAUUCUAAAAGAUCAUGAAAUUUUGUCUGCUUGUAGCAUACAAGAUGGGCACACUUUACAUUUAGUCAUUAGAGCCAAUACGGCUCCAUCUGCAAAUAUUGGUGCUUCUCCUUUUGGAUUAAGCAUGCUUGGUGGUAUUCCAGGUCUAGGAAGCUUAGGUCUAGGAUCACCAAACUUUCUUGAAGUACAGCAACAGAUGCAAAGAGAACUGUUACAGAAUCCUGAACUAUUGCAGCAGAUCAUGAAUAAUCCUUUUGUUCAAUCAAUGAUGGAAAAUCCUGAAUACAUGAGGCAGAUUAUUACAAGUAAUCCUCAAAUGCAAGAAAUGCUAGAGAAAAAUCCAGAAAUUGGCCACAUGCUGAGUAAUCCAGAGGUAUUACGUAACACGAUGGAAAUUGCUAGAAACCCAGUCAUGUUACAAGAAUUAAUCAGAACUAGAGUUGAAACUCUGCCAGCUUCAGCUAGUCAGAAUGUAGAAGAUACUAAUAAUAAAGAAACAGAAUCAGAUUCAAAAGCUAGAGAAUCUGAAAGUGAAGCUUCUGUUAAAUCCGUAACAAGUGAAUCUCAAGCAUCUGAGACAGAGGCAUCUAACAAGGAGAGCAGUGACACCCAGCAAGGCACAACAGAAGCAACAACUGCCAGUGGGCUUUUCACUUCGCCAGGUUUGCAGAGUAUAAUGCAGCAAAUGAUGCAGAAUCCACAACUUGUGCAAGAAAUGUUUAGUGCCCCAUAUAUGCAAUCAAUGAUGGAUGCCUUGGCUGCGAAUCCUGAAGUUGCCAGCCAAAUUAUGGUCAACAAUCCAAUUUUUGGAAAUAACCCAGUGCUUCAAGAACAGAUGAGACAAUCUUUACCGACCUUUAUUCAGCAGAUGCAGAAUCCUGAACUGCAACGCUUUGUAUCCAAUCCUCAAGCACUUUCUGCUAUGAUGAACAUUCACCAAGGUCUUGAUCAACUUCAACAAGCAGCUCCAAAUGUGUUCAACAUGUUUCCUGGGCAACCACCUGUACCACCAUUUCUUUCUCACAAUCCUGAAGUUACCAGAACUACAAAUUCUUCAUCCAGUGGCAAAAAUGAAACUAAUGAAGCAAAUGUUACGUCUCAAGAUACAUUUAGCUACUUCAUGAGAAAUAUGGUAAAUGCAAUGGCUCAAGGUGUCAAUACUGAAAGUCCUCCUGAAGAAAGAUACCGGAGCCAAUUAGAACAGAUGCACAUGAUGGGUUUUGUUAAUAGGCAUGCAAAUUUACAAGCUUUAAUUGCAACUUUUGGAGAUGUGAAUGCUGCUGUUGAAAGGAUACUGUUCCAUGCUCCUUAAAAUUUUUAAUUGAUAAAAGAGAUUUUCUUCAGAGGUGUGUCUACAUUAGAGGACUUAAAUUCUAAUGAAUAAUAUUUUGGAACAUAGCUUUAAAGCAGUGGCCUUUUAGAUCUCUUAAAUUAAUUUCUGCUGUGCUGCUAACAGGAUUUUAAAAAAAUGAUGCAAUUUAUUUCAGUGAAAUAUUAUUGGAUGUUAUUUAAUAUUAUUAUUUAAUUAUUCACCUUAAAGUUUGGUAUGUGUGUUAUGAGAAUUAUAUCUGUUGUGGAUUGGCUAUAUCAAGAAUUUCGAUGUGCUACAUAUGUGUUGUGUAUAAAUCAGUUUUGCUGAAAAAAAUGAUAAAUUUUUAUUCUAGUAUUUGAAUAUGUAAAUCUAUAUUAAAGCAAAAUUCAACUAAUUUAUAAUCAUAUGUGGUAUAUAUGGUAUUUGAAAUUUUGUACGCAGGGAAACUAACAAAUUACCUCCUUAACAGAUGUGCUAAAUUCAAUAUAUAUAAGUUUUGUUACUGAUUUCAGCUUUAAUUGUAGCUUUACUAUUGACAUUUAAAAGCCUUUAUGUAAUUCUAUAUUAAAAUUUACACUGAAAUUAUUUCAUAUUUCCAUGGCCAAAAAGUAACUUUUAGAGUGUUUUCUAAAUAUAUAAUUUUACUAACGUUUUCAUUAGCUGGUAAUUUGUUAGAUAAUAUUUGCAGUUACUAGGAAAUUUAUUAUCUGACUUGUAUGUUCUGUGUUAUGUUUUACUUAUCUGAAAUUCAGUUUUCAUCUUAGUUACUGCAAUAUGAAAUAUGCAGGCAUUUAUAGUAUGCUCCUUCAGUUUGUUCGUACAGCAAUCAGUAAUUUUUUUCCUGAUCUUGCAGUCGCAACCUUUUUAUUAUUAUUAUUAUUAUUAUUAUUUUUUAAUGACAGGUGAAGAGAAGAAUAUGCUAUCAGUUAAAUAAAUGAAGAAAGCAUUAGAUAAAAGUCCACUUUCUGUCUUAUUACUCUAAAAAUUGAUAUGUGAUGGUUACUCAAUCAAGAUUUCAAAUUUCUGUUGGAUUUUCUUCCAGUUUACAUGCACCUCAUUACCAGUUUACCUGUACCUCAUACCUAUCCUAAUCUCUCUGUUAUUUUAUUUUUUGUUGUUUGUUUUGGAUACUCUGGAGUUUACGUAUAUAUAUAUAUAUAUAUAUAUGCUUAAAAAAAAAGAGGAAACGAAACUGUAAACUUGUUAGUGCUGUUAAAAAAUUAAAUUUUGUAAAAUGGUUAUAGUUAAGACACAAUAACACGCCGAAUAAAUACUAAUUCAGAAGUCAAACAACAAAAAUCAGUGUUAUAUUCACAAAAUUUUCACAGGACU
Messenger RNA from Stegodyphus dumicola, 3064 nucleotides. Its product is annotated as ubiquilin-1-like. Gene Ontology annotation, biological process: ubiquitin-dependent protein catabolic process. Gene Ontology annotation, molecular function: polyubiquitin modification-dependent protein binding. Gene Ontology annotation, cellular component: cytosol. The record is from RefSeq and is a predicted model, not a curated record. Lineage: Eukaryota; Metazoa; Arthropoda; Arachnida; Araneae; Eresidae.